GCCCGCGCCCCUCCCCCGCGCUGCGCUCAGUGCUAGGCGGAGGCGGCAGCGGUUAGAGGCUUCACCCGGCUUUGCUGCGGGGACUUCGGUGGCGUCGGCGGCCCCUCAGGCACCUCGGCCCUGACACCAUGAGGCGAGUGGUACGCCAGAGCAAGUUUCGUCACGUAUUUGGGCAAGCAGUGAAAAAUGACCAGUGUUAUGAUGACAUCCGGGUGUCUCGUGUGACCUGGGAUAGCUCCUUCUGCGCUGUCAACCCCCGAUUUGUUGCCAUAAUCAUCGAAGCGAGUGGAGGGGGUGCCUUCCUUGUGCUUCCUUUGCACAAGACUGGUCGAAUUGACAAGUCCUACCCUACUGUAUGUGGCCACACAGGACCAGUGCUUGACAUCGAUUGGUGUCCACACAAUGACCAAGUCAUUGCCAGUGGUUCAGAGGACUGCACGGUUAUGGUAUGGCAGAUCCCUGAAAAUGGACUCACUCUCUCGCUUACAGAGCCAGUGGUGAUUCUGGAAGGCCACUCCAAGAGAGUGGGCAUCGUGGCCUGGCAUCCAACCGCCCGCAACGUACUUCUCAGUGCAGGCUGCGAUAAUGCAAUCAUUAUCUGGAACGUGGGCACUGGGGAAGCCCUCAUAAACUUGGAUGAUAUGCACUCGGACAUGAUCUACAACGUCAGCUGGAACCGAAAUGGCAGUCUGAUCUGCACGGCAUCCAAGGACAAGAAAGUGAGAGUCAUUGAUCCUCGGAAGCAGGAGAUCAUUGCUGAGAAAGAGAAAGCCCACGAAGGUGCGCGGCCCAUGAGAGCCAUCUUCCUGGCUGACGGCAACGUCUUCACCACUGGUUUCAGCCGCAUGAGCGAGCGGCAGCUGGCUCUCUGGAACCCGAAAAAUAUGCAAGAACCAAUUGCUCUUCAUGAAAUGGACACUAGCAAUGGGGUGUUGCUGCCUUUCUAUGAUCCCGACACUAGUAUUAUUUACUUAUGUGGAAAGGGCGACAGCAGUAUCCGCUACUUUGAGAUCACCGAUGAGUCUCCCUAUGUCCACUACCUCAACACUUUCAGCAGCAAAGAGCCUCAGAGAGGGAUGGGUUACAUGCCCAAGAGGGGACUGGACGUGAACAAAUGUGAGAUUGCCAGAUUCUUCAAACUUCACGAAAGAAAGUGUGAGCCCAUCAUCAUGACUGUUCCCAGGAAGUCCGACCUUUUCCAAGAUGACCUGUAUCCCGACACAGCAGGGCCCGAGGCGGCGUUGGAGGCUGAGGAGUGGUUUGAGGGCAAGAAUGCAGACCCCAUCCUCAUUUCCUUGAAGCACGGCUACAUCCCAGGCAAAAACCGGGAUCUCAAGGUGGUCAAGAAGAACAUACUGGACAGCAAGCCCAUGCCAAACAAGAAGUGCGACCUGAUAAAUGUCCCCAAGAAAACUGCAGACCCGGCCAGCGUGCAAAACGAAGCCAAGCUGGAUGAGAUUUUAAAGGAGAUCAAAUCUAUAAAAGACACAAUCUGCAAUCAAGACGAGCGCAUUUCCAAGUUGGAACAGCAGAUGGCGAAGAUAGCUGCCUGAGGGCCCCUGCCUCCUUUCAGCAGAGCAAGGACUGGUGCUCAGGGCUGGUUAUGAUGUGGGGUCCCCCCACCCUGGGGAGGGACAGGGCGGCGCUGCCAUCCAGGACCUUCCAUCUCCGAUCUGUCAGCCAGCAGUGAGCCACAUUCCCGUGAGGGCCCAAUCUUGUCUCCCCAGUUUGCAGAAAAAAAAAGUGAUUUGAAAAGCUGAGCUUUUUCCUCAAAAAAAGCCUUUUCUGAUGUGUUAAAUGUUAUGUGACUUG
This is a messenger RNA of Elephantulus edwardii (Cape elephant shrew), 1812 nucleotides long. RefSeq names its product coronin, actin binding protein, 1C (gene CORO1C). Bases 129 to 1553 code for a protein of 474 amino acids. Lineage: Eukaryota; Metazoa; Chordata; Mammalia; Macroscelidea; Macroscelididae. Gene Ontology annotation, biological process: actin filament organization; neural crest cell migration. The transcript has 11 exons. The record is from RefSeq and is a predicted model, not a curated record. Gene Ontology annotation, molecular function: actin filament binding.